UAAGGAGGGGCCGGCGGAUCCCGGGGCAGAACCGGAGCGAAUUGAUCCCGAUCAGAUGUUGCGAAGAGGCCGAUAGUUUCUCCCCAAGGGGCAAAUCCUCUGUUUAACUAUGAAAAAGGAGACAAAGAGUUUCUGCCCACAAGAGCGACUCAUUACUAAAUAUACAGAGUACGUCGGGUCGUUUGCCGUAAGGGAAUCCGAUUGGCGGAGAAGAAUUUGGACCAUUGAGGAGCAGAUGUGUUUCCUGAAGGACUGUCCCAGGCGGAGACCCGUUAUCCUGAGAUUCUGCCUCCUGGGGGUGAAGAUGUACGAUGCAGAGGGAGAGGCGCUGCUAAUGGCCCACGCGCUGAGGAGGAUUCACUACACGACUUUCCGGCCUGACGACUCCCAGUUCGCGUUCGUGUCCCGUAACCCCCACUGCCCCCAACUCUUCUGCCACCUGUUUGUGGGGGGCCAGCCUAGUGAGGCCCAGGUGCUGAACCUGCUGUUGUGCCGCGCCUUCCAGCUCCAGUACUUGGCCCGGCACCCGGAGCAUCGGGGUCCCACCCUCUCGGCACCGAGGAAAAGCCCCGGGGUGGGGCGGGAGCCAUUGGACCCUGAAGUGGUGUCUCCCAGUGUCAAUGCCCUGAUAUCAUUCAGGCGGGUCCCUCUGUCUGUAGGGGAGGAGCCAGGGGCCCCCAUAUCCGCGGAUUUGCCCCCCAGUGUGAGCAGAAGCGCCUCCCUGGGCACUGCCAGUUGUUACCCCACCCUGGUACGGAAGAAAGCGAUUCGCAGCAAAGUCCUGCGCUCCGGAGCCUAUCGCAGCCCUGGGUCCCACAUGCAGCUGACUGCCGAGUUAGAGACCUGCAGAGAGCAAGAGGACCCACCGAAAUGGAUUUUACCAGAACUCUCUGAGAAGAUGGAGAGGCUGCAGGACGGUGUCUGGUUCUGUGAGGGAAUGAACUGGGAAGCAGCCAUGUAUCUCCUGCAGCGAGACAGACUGGGGGCGUAUUUCCUUCACACAGACCCCGUGUCUCUCGGCCGCUGGACACUGUUCACAAAGACGCAGUGCGGGGUCAUUCCUUACAGUGUGUGCCAGGGGCAGGAAGGCAGUUACCACCUGGAGCACCUCCAGGAGGAGUUUGGGAGCCUGGCAGCCCUGGUGGGGCAUCACUCGGGCUCCGACAGCAGCCUCUUGUACCCCCUCGCCCCCGGUCGUAUUAACCCUUGCUAUGAGCCCCAGGAGCCGAGCGCCGAGCAGUCGUCACAAGUCUCCCACGGUUACCCACAAGGACCCUGUGCACAGAACUGCCCCCCUACACCCCAGGAAACCCCCCAAACUGAAGUUGGGACAUAACAUAACAUAGAAGUGACUGUAAGCUCUGGGGGUCUUUAUUGUAGCUAUGAGCUGUGACUGGCAACUGGGGGCAGCACUCGGGGGCAGAUACUCCCCGCAGCUCAGUCAGUGGGGGUAUUAGCGGCACUCGGGGGCAGAUACUCCCUGCAGCUCAGUCAGUGGGGGUAUUAGCGGCACUCGGGGGCAGAUACUCCCUGCAGCUCAGUCAGUGGGGGUAUUAGCGGCACUCAGGGGCAGAUACUCCCCGCAGCUCAGUCAGUGGGGGUAUUAGCGGCACUCGGGGGCAGAUACUCCCUGCAGCUCAGUCAGUGGGGGUAUUAGCGGCACUCGGGGGCAGAUACUCCCUGCAGCUCAGUCAGUGGGGGUAUUAGCGGCACUCGGGGGCAGAUACUCCCUGCAGCUCAGUCAGUGGGGGUAUUAGCGGCACUCGGGGGCAGAUACUCCCUGCAGCUCAGUCAGUGGGGGUAUUAGCGGCACUCGGGGGCAGAUACUCCCCGCAGCUCAGUCAGUGGGGGUAUUAGCGGCACUCGGGGGCAGAUACUCCCCGCAGCUCAGUCAGUGGGGUAUUAGCGGCACUCGGGGGCAGAUACUCCCUGCAGCUCAGUCAGUGGGGGUAUUAGCGGCACUCGGGGGGCAGAUACUCCCUGCAGCUCAGUCAGCGGGGGUAUUAGCGGCACUCGGGGGCAGAUACCCCCACUGACUGAGCUGCAGGGAGUAUUAGCGGCACUCAGGGGCAGAUACUCCCUGCAGCUCAGUCAGUGGGGGUAUUAGCGGCACUCAGGGGGCAGAUACUCCCUGCAGCUCAGUCAGCGGGGGUAUUAGCGGCACUCGGGGGCAGAUACUCCCUGCAGCUCAGUCAGUGGGGGUAUUAGCGGCACUCAGGGGCAGAUACUCCCUGCAGCUCAGUCAGUGGGGGUAUUAGCGGCACUCGGGGCAGAUACUCCCUGCAGCUCAGUCAGUGGGGGUAUUAGCGGCACUCGGGGGCAGAUACUCCCUGCAGCUCAGUCAGUGGGGGUAUUAGCGGCACUCGGGGGGGCAGAUACUCCCUGCAGCUCAGUCAGUGGGGGUAUUAGCGGCACUCGGGGGCAGAUACUCCCCGCAGCUCAGUCAGCGGGGGUAUUAGCGGCACUCAGGGGCAGAUACUCCCUGCAGCUCAGUCAGUGGGGGUAUUAGCGGCACUCAGGGGCAGAUACUCCCUGUAAUUACUGUACAUAGUCCCUGAAUCCCCCCGAUAAACACAGGUUCCUGUGGGGAAGGGGCGGCUGGAGUUUGGGUUUCAGUCUGAGCCCCGGGGUAUCUGUGGGGCACAAACAGUGAGAUGUUACCCCAGGGCAGGGCAAUAGGUGCUGUACAGACCCAAGUGGAUAUAAAUCUCCUCCCACUGGCA
Messenger RNA from Xenopus tropicalis (tropical clawed frog), 2723 nucleotides. RefSeq names its product SH2 domain containing 5 (gene sh2d5). The transcript is spliced from 10 exons. The record is from RefSeq and is a predicted model, not a curated record. Lineage: Eukaryota; Metazoa; Chordata; Amphibia; Anura; Pipidae. Bases 110 to 1336 code for a protein of 408 amino acids.